CGGUUGUUCGCCAAGCCGACUGGGCCAAGGGGAGCGUGGGGACCCAAGGAAGGGGUUGGUGGAUCUCUUUUCCUUCUUUUUCGCCGACUUCUGCGUCGCCACACACCACUGCACCACUGCAUUCUCUCCCCACAAGACCAACCCGAAGUGCUGAACUAGCUUAACGGUCGAACAUCACCAACGCACAUCAUGUCGCAGCCGCCCUAUCGCGAAUCCCCGUCGUGAUUGUAGCCCGCGACGAUGGAUUGGGUUAACCGUAUCGUCCAUCUCGAGCGACGAGUGCUCGGAAUUAACGAGAGUGACGACGGUCGUAUCGGAUCCGGGCGCAAUGAUAGCGGUGGCGGUGGUACCCUCGUCAACUUCAACCCGGCCGACGAUGGCAAAAAGUCCGAGUCGUUAGCCUCACUCGGAAGCACCUUCAUCCCCGUUGUCGUCUACUCGGCCAUCUGUUUGCUCAUUUUCUUCGUCUUCCGCCGGAAAUGCCGCCGUGUUUACGCUGCGAGGACCCUACCAUCCCUCCGUUCUCCAGAGAGCCCGAGCCCCGAGCUCCCGGAUGGCUGGUUCAACUGGAUCAAGCCCUUCUUCGCCAUCAAGGAUGAUUACAUCCUCAACAACUGCUCCCUAGAUGGCUUCUUUUUCCUCCGCUUCCUCCGCAUGUUGUCCAUCAUUUGCCUUGCUGGCGUCGUCGUUGUCUGGCCCGUCCUGUUGCCCAUAAACGCUACCGGUGCCAGCGGGCUGCUGGAGCUGGAUUCCCUGACCAUCGGCAAUGUCAAACUCCCCGACAAGUACUACGCCCAUGUACUCGUGGCAUGGUGCUUUUUCGGUUUCGUGCUUUUCAUGAUAUGCCGCGAGUGCAUUUACUAUGUCAACCUCCGGCAGGCCUAUCUGCUCUCGCCAAACUAUUCGAAACGGCUCUCCUCUAGGACCGUCUUGUUUACCUGCAUUCCAAAGCCUUAUCUGGAGGAGGCAAAGCUGCGGAAGCUGUUCGGCGACUCGGUCAAGAACGUCUGGAUCGUCAAGGACACGAGCGCUGUGCGCGCCCUCGUCGAAGACCGCGAGGAGACCGCCGACCGGUUGCAGCAAGCAGAAGUCAGAUUGAUCCGACUAGCGAACGCCUCGCGCCAAAAGCAUCUCAAGAAGCACCCGGCCGCCUCCACCUUGAAUAAUCAUCUCAACGAGAGCGAUGCCAACUCGCCUCGGCCUUCACAAAAUGAAGCCGAAAAGGGCCACGUUAUUGAUACUGCCGAACACUUCGCCGAACGUCAAAUGUCCGUUUCGGACAGCCCAACGUUAGACAAGGUGCAAGAUCCCGAUUACGUUCACCCGUACGGCCUCGACCCGUCGCUGCCGGACGUCAGGGGCUCCGUGGCCGCCCUCUGGCUCCCGGUUCAGUCGCGACCUCACCACCGCCCGCUUCGGAACUUUGGCCGCCGGGUUGACACCAUCCGGUGGACCAGGGCGAGGCUGAAGGUGCUCAACAAGGAGAUUUGGAAGCUCCGCCGGAAGUUUCGCCGAGGCGAUGGCGCCUCACUCAACGCCGCGUUUAUCGAAUUCGACUCGCAGGCUGGCGCCCAGGCAGGCUUCCAGAUCCUAGCCCACCACCAGCCGCUGCAUAUGUCACCGUGCUACAUCGGCCUCCAGCCCGACGAAGUCAUCUGGAGCGUGCUACGCGUCCGCUGGUGGGAGCACAUCAUGCGCCGCUUUUUUAUGAUGGGCGUCAUCGCCGUCGCCAUCGUCUUUUGGUCCAUUCCCGCCGCCCUCGUCGGUAUGAUCACCAACAUCAAAUCUCUGAGCGAGAUGGUCUUUUUUCUCGAGUGGAUCAUGCUGCUGCCCGGCUCGAUCCUAGGUGUCAUCCAAGGUCUGUUACCGGCCCUCGCCCUCUCCUGGCUCAUGGCGGCCGUCCCAUGGAUGCUCAGGGGCUGCGCCAGGGUGGCCGGCGUGCCCUCGCGUGCCCUGGUGGAGCUGUACGUGCAGCACGCCUACUUCUUUUUCCAGGUUGUGCAGGUCUUCCUCGUCACCACACUCACCUCGGCAGCCUCGGCAGCCGUCUUCGACAUCAUACAAAACCCGAUCAUGGUAAAGGACAUGCUCUCCGAGAACCUACCCAAGGCAUCCAAUUUCUAUCUGUCGUACAUUCUCAUCCAGUGCCUCGCCGCUGGUACCACAAGGCUCGCCAACGUUGGCGACCUCAUCCGGCACGAGGUCAUUGCCAAAACGCUUCCCAACCCGAGACGGCGCUUCUACCGCUGGCGCAGAUUGCGGGAGAUUCACUGGGGGAGCGAGUACCCUCGCUUCACCAACCUGGGCGUAAUCGCCAUCAGCUAUUCCUGCAUCGCGCCCAUGAUCCUCGUCUUUGCGGGGCUGGGCAUGUUCUUUACCAGCUACGUCUACCGCUACAACCUGAUAUACGUCAAUGACACCGGGCCCGACAGCAAAGGGCUCUUCUACCCCCGCGCACUCAUGCAGCUCAUGACCGGGCUCUACAUCGCCGAGGUCUGCCUCAUCGGUCUCUUCGCCCUCAAGUCCUCAUUCGGCCCGCUUCUCCUGAUGGUCAUCUUCCUCGUCUUCACUUCACUCGUGCACAUCUCACUGAGCGGAGCCAUGACGCCGCUCCUCAACAACCUUCCGCGCACACUCGCCCUCGAAAAAGACAUGGGCCCCAUCGCACAAGACGAACAGCCGGGCGACGACACGGCCCAGCCAGAGCCCCACCCCACCGGCGGCCUCGCCGCAGACUACUACAACAUGACCGACGACGACGACUCGGACAGCUUACCAGACAACGGCCCCAACCACGACCUCGACACCGACAUCCAGCUGCGCGGCAUCGAAGGCAGCAGCAGCCUGAAAUACCAACUCGGCCAAUGGACCAAAUCCCUCUUCAAAUCCACCUUCACCACCUCCUCCCCACCACCGCCCUCCCAGUCCCAACCCCACCACGCCGGCGCCGUCACCCACAACGACACCAACACAAGCGGCCUCACCCGCAUCCUCACCCAAAUCAAACUCUCCAUCACCCCGGACCCCUCCCGGCCGCCCAACAUGCUGCUCACCUUCCUGCACCCGGAGAUCUACCAAUCCUUCCGCACCCUCCAGCACACCGUCAACCCGAACCCGGACCCGGAGACGCUACCCGCCGACUACGCCAAGCGCGCCUACUGGCCGCCCGAGAUGUGGACCCCGGCCCCCCGGCUCUGGCUGCCGCGCGACGACGCCCGCGUCAGCCGCCAGGAGGUCGCCCACUGCGCGGGCGCGGUCGCGGCCGCGAGCGACCGGGCCUGCUGGCUGGCGGAGACGGUGCGGAGUCGGAGGGGCAAGGGGGCGGUGGCCAGGGUGGAGUGUCGGAUGGAGGAGAGUCCGCUGCUGGAGGGGGAGGUGCGGUGGGUUUAUUAGGGUUUGGUUUGUUAUUGAAUGGGGGGUUGUUAUCUACCCAGGUUUCUCUUUUUUCUUUUGGUGUUUUUUUCUCAUUUUGGUGGUGGUUUCUUUUAUCUACAGUUUGCCCAUACGGUGGACCCGGGAGAUUGAAUGACACCGACCGUGUAGGGUACCCGGCGGAUGGGCUGGAAACCGGCCGGCAGGCAUAUCGUGAUUUUAAUCAUAAUCAAUACCUAUCUUACCUAUCUUACUGUU
This is a messenger RNA of Chaetomium fimeti, 3630 nucleotides long. RefSeq lists its product as uncharacterized. Gene Ontology annotation, molecular function: calcium-activated cation channel activity. NCBI's taxonomy places the organism in Eukaryota, Fungi, Ascomycota, Sordariomycetes, Sordariales, Chaetomiaceae. The transcript has 5 exons. The coding region runs from base 241 to 3393 and encodes 1050 amino acids. Gene Ontology annotation, cellular component: plasma membrane. The record is from RefSeq and is a predicted model, not a curated record.